AUGGAUGCCUUGGCUAUCGUUGAGAUGAUUCUUCUUGUGACCUAUGUAUUGACCGGGAUAUCGGGAAACGUUAUCAUCAUAUAUAUCUACGGAGUUAAAAAGAUUCGCAAAAUAUCGACUGAUUACCUGAUCGUAGCGCUUGGGGUCGCUGAUCUCGUAGCGUCAGCAUGUUUAAUCGCCGUUGUCACUUGGACGAUCGAAGACGGUUUCCGAUCUGACGAUGGUUGUAAGUUAGUCAUGUUUAUCCGUAGAUGUGGGGCCGUGACUUCAGUAGCGUUCACCACGUUACUCUCAUGCGAUCGCUUUCUCAUCGUAUGCCAACCACUCAGCAAACGACCUUCACUAAAUAUCUACAUAGUGGCGAUCUUAGUUUGCGUCAUUUACACUGCAGUGUCCCAAAUAUCUUAUCCGCUCUUUGCAAAGGCCAUUGACGUCUCCGAUUCAACCGCAUGUGCUUUGGUGGGACCAGUGUGGCUUGGAUUGGCAAACGGAAUUCAUUAUAACAUCUUGCUUGGUAUUGCAACCCUGACAUGCACGUUGAUGUACUCAAAGAUCUACUUGAAAAUCAAGCAUCACAGGAGAGUGGGAAGUGACAGUCGAGGACAGGAUGAAGCCAAAGGAGAUGAUAAGUCAAGAUCUUUGUGGUCUCAUUCUAAACGAAGUGUCCUCUCACGAAACAGAAUUGCUCCUGAGGAUAGCAACUACCCUAGUUGCUCGGCUGCUGAUAUGUUGAGUGGGCAUGAACGUGCGGUCAGUACCUUGGUGGAGGAACCAUCAACGGAAGUCAUUACCAAAGCGUUGCCCCCCGGAGUUUACUUCGAAACGACGUCAUCACCGCCAAUUGGACCAAUAUGUCAGAUGAGUGAACUUGAAAGCCAUAAGAACUUUGGUCAACAGGAUUCUGCUAACAGCUGCAAAGACAGUCCCAGUGGUGAAACCCGCUGUGAUGUAUUGAAUAUGGACAAACAAGAGAAAGUUCUAUCCGAACCUGAUAGCACCAGUCCCUUUGGUCCGUUCCUAGAUGAAACAGUGACAGCGUCUAGCUCAAUUCCUGGUAACCAGAAGACAUCCCCAUCUAACCUUGGUAUUGCAAAUGAAGGACCCCGUAAAAACUCUCACCGUACAUUUAAGUCCAAAGAUACCAGGGUCCUUCUUUUCAAGGACAAACAGGGACAAGGAGAAAUGUCCGAACCAGAGAGACAUGUAGACAAGGCCACCUCGUUAAAGCGAAGGUUCUCCAAACUCGCACUUUCCCGAACAGGGACAAACCAUCGCCCACGUAAAGACGCAAUGACCCGGAUGCUCUUAAUCACGACCGCUAUCUUUUUCUUUACAUCUGUGCCGGCGAUCAUCUUCGAAAACCUGCCUUUAGCUUUGGUGAAAUCGUUUCGAAGUUCGUACGCGGGAGACUGUACCGUGGUGCUCUUGUAUCAUAUUCGACUCAUCAACCACGUCAUUAAUGUGUUCGUUUACCUCAUCGUAAACUCUCGCUUUAGAAAGGACAUGAGGAAUAUCUUUUGUAAGCGUAGCGAGGAAUAA
Messenger RNA from Strongylocentrotus purpuratus (purple sea urchin), 1539 nucleotides. RefSeq names its product D(2) dopamine receptor-like. Gene Ontology annotation, molecular function: neuropeptide receptor activity. The record is from RefSeq and is a predicted model, not a curated record. The coding region runs from base 1 to 1539 and encodes 512 amino acids. Gene Ontology annotation, cellular component: membrane. Gene Ontology annotation, biological process: neuropeptide signaling pathway. The transcript has a single exon. Lineage: Eukaryota; Metazoa; Echinodermata; Echinoidea; Camarodonta; Strongylocentrotidae.